AUGAACAAGAUGAUCGAAAACUACCUACUGAUGGAGAAGAUCGGCAGCGGGCAGUACGGAUCGGUGCACAAGGCGCAGUGCCUUCGGACCAACCAGCUCGUGGCCAUCAAGGUCAUGAAAACUGAAAAGUUCAAGGUGGUCCCCAAGCUCCAGGAGUUCAUUUUGAAUGAGAUCCAGAUCCUCUCCAAGAUCAAGAACCCGAAUGUUAUCAGGUUCAUCGAAAUGCUCCGCACGGUCAACAAUUUUUACCUGGUCUACGAGUACUGCAAUGGCGGCACCCUCGAGGACAUCAUCAAGGCCCGCAAAACACUUCGCGAGCGAGACGCCCUGCUCAUUCUCGAGCAGAUCCUCUGUGCCUUCAAAGAACUGUUCCAGAAGAACAUCCUGCAUCGCGAUCUCAAGCCUUCCAAUAUUUCUCACAACGAUGUGCUCAAAGUGGCAGUUGGCUUCUGCAAAGGGCUGUCCGACGCCGAAGAUCUCACCCAGACCAUGGUGGGCUCGCCGAUCUACAUGGCUCCCGAAGUGCUAAAAGGUAACACCUACAACCUGAAGGCAGACCUGUGGUCGAUCGGCGUGGUGCUCUUUGAAAUGCUGUUCGGCUAUUGCCCCUUCGAGGACAAGACCAUCACAAAGCUGAUACUCCAGAUCGACUCCAAGCCUCUGCACAUCCCCAAGGCCACUGCCAUUUCACCUCGGAUCGAGAACCUCCUUCGCCGCAUGCUCACGAUCGAUGUCCAGGAUCGAAUCGAAUGGGCGGAAGUGCUCGCCUACGACUUGUGGGGGGAUAGGACGGCCGACCCCCGGACUGACAAGAUUGCCCUGCCCACAGCCUACCUUCUUUGCAAGAUCCUAGCGGUCGCAAUCCGAGAGAUCAAAGGCUCUGAGCUGCAGAAACAGCUGAAGACAGCUGAUCUGACUUCCCAACAG
Messenger RNA from Hippocampus zosterae (dwarf seahorse), 927 nucleotides. Its product is annotated as serine/threonine-protein kinase ULK3-like. Gene Ontology annotation, cellular component: autophagosome; cytoplasm. The record is from RefSeq and is a predicted model, not a curated record. NCBI's taxonomy places the organism in Eukaryota, Metazoa, Chordata, Actinopteri, Syngnathiformes, Syngnathidae. Gene Ontology annotation, molecular function: ATP binding; protein serine/threonine kinase activity. Gene Ontology annotation, biological process: peptidyl-serine phosphorylation; protein autophosphorylation; autophagy.